Molecule: messenger RNA, 441 nt
Organism: Trichomonas vaginalis G3
Lineage: Eukaryota; Parabasalia; Trichomonadida; Trichomonadidae
Product: glycine-rich protein family
Exons: 1
Coding region: 1-441 (146 amino acids)
Source: RefSeq, a predicted model, not a curated record
AUGGGAGGAAAUAGUUCCCCAAGUGAAUAUUCACUCUCUGGUGGGGGAUCCGGUUAUUUUGGAGGAGGUGGGGCAUCUGUAACUCACAAUAAACACGGAUCUGGUGCAGGAGGUUCUUCGUAUGUGUCAGGUUGUAAUGGAUAUGUUAGUGUUUCGAGAAAUUAUUCUCUCCAAAAUAGUAUCUCAUUUAAUGGUACUGUACACUACUCAGGACUCUUUUUCACAAAUAUUCGAAUGCUCUCAGGUGAUGAACUACUUCCAAAUUAUUCAUCAACGAAAACAAACAGCUUUGUAUCCUAUGUUCACGGACAUCUCGGUGAUGGUGCAUUCAAGAUCACUCUUCUUGAAUGUAUAAAUAUCUGCUCAAAUCAUAUCUAUGUAAACCUAUUUUCAUACUCCCAAUUUUUCUCUUUAAGUUUAUUAAACUUUUUUAUUUCAUAA